This is a messenger RNA of Choloepus didactylus (southern two-toed sloth), 3705 nucleotides long. RefSeq names its product zinc finger and BTB domain containing 42 (gene ZBTB42). Gene Ontology annotation, biological process: regulation of transcription by RNA polymerase II. The transcript has a single exon. Bases 326 to 1594 code for a protein of 422 amino acids. Gene Ontology annotation, cellular component: nucleus. Gene Ontology annotation, molecular function: RNA polymerase II cis-regulatory region sequence-specific DNA binding; protein binding; DNA-binding transcription factor activity, RNA polymerase II-specific. The record is from RefSeq and is a predicted model, not a curated record. Lineage: Eukaryota; Metazoa; Chordata; Mammalia; Pilosa; Megalonychidae.
ACUCGCGCUGCGGAGCGCCGCGCCUUCGGCCCCGCACUCCCUUGCUCGCCGCGCCGGGCUCUCUGGGCGGCGGGGGACGGCGGCGCCGGGCCGGGCGGAGAGUGAAGUUCCGCGCGUUCCGACGGGGAGGACGCGCCGCGGGGCCCCUGCUCUCCACCGGGGGCCGCCGCUCGGUAGCGGCUUCUGUUGACUCUCGAUCCGGUUUUUCCUGCUCCGGGGCAGGUGCCCAGGGCGGCUCCCGGCGGCGGGAGGUUGCGCGCGGCGGCCGUGCGUCCCCAGGCGCUCACGGGCGUCCCGUUUGUGCCCAGGUGAUGACGGCGGCUGCAUGGAGUUCCCGGAGCACGGCGGGCGGCUGCUGGGCCGCCUGAGGCAGCAGCGCGAGCUGGGCUUCCUGUGCGACUGCACCGUGCUGGUGGGCGACGCGCGCUUCCCGGCCCACCGCGCCGUGCUGGCCGCGUGCAGCGUCUCCUUCCAUCUCUUCUACAGGGACCGGCCCGCGGGCGGCCGCGACACGGUGCGGCUCAACGGCGACAUCGUCACGGCGCCCGCCUUCGGCCGCCUGCUGGACUUCAUGUACGAGGGCCGCCUGGACCUGCGCGACCUGCCCGUGGAGGACGUCCUGGCCGCCGCCAGCUACCUGCACAUGUACGACAUCGUCAAGGUGUGCAGGCUCCGGCUCAGGGAGAAGGAGCCGGGGCUGAGCCCGCAGACCCCGGCCCCUGGGGCCCAGCUGCCUGGCCAGCCUCCGUGCCCCCUGCCUGCCUGGACGUGUGACCUCUGCACCACCGCCCAGAAGACCAGGGUCCCCGGCGUUGGGGUCCAGGUCACCCGCCCCCCACGAACAGCAGACCUACCUCCCUGGCAGGCCUCCGGAGACGCCGGCGGGGCCCUGGACCUGUCGCUGAAGUCCUGCCCCCGGCGGGAGCCCGACGGCCCGCCCUGCGUCCUCCAGCUUCCCCCCUCCAGCCGACCGCAGCCGGGGCCCCAGCCAGCUGUGAAGGACGAGCAGGACUCACUGUCCGAGCAGGACGGCAUUGGCCCUCGCAGCCCCCCCAGCGCCCCGCGGCGCCCCUGCCCUCCUGCAGCCCUGCGGCCGGCGCGGGGCUUGGAGUCACGGCUGCUCAGCAGGGCAAGCAGCCGGGAACUCCGGCCGGCCGCAGAGCCGGGGGCCAGCGAGGACGAGCUGGGGCCUGGCGGGCACCUCUGCGUCUGCCCGCUGUGCAGCAAGCUCUUCCCCGGCGCCCACGUGCUGCAGCGGCACCUCAGCUCCCACUUCCGUGAGCGGGAGGGCGCCCGGGCCCGGCUCUCGCCCGACGGCGCCGCGCCCAAGUGCCCGCUCUGCGGGAAGACCUUCUCGUGCUUGUACACGCUGAGGAGGCACGAGCGGACGCACUCGGGCGAGAAGCCCUACAGGUGUGUGCAGUGCGGCAAGGGCUUCCAGUACUCGCACAACCUGAGCCGGCACGCGGUGGUGCACACGCGCGAGAAGCCGCACGCCUGCCGCUGGUGCGAGCGCCGCUUCACGCAGUCCGGGGACCUCUACCGCCACGUGCGCAAGUUCCACUGCGGCCUCGUUCAGUCCCUGCUGGCCUGACCGGACCCGUGGGUUCCCGCGCGGGUGGGGGAGGGGAAGUCCCGGAGGCUAAAUCUCCGGACCAGCGGGAAGACGCGCUGCUGCCUCCUGGCAGAGGCUCGGGGGAGGGGGACCCCCACGGUCUCCAUGCUUUCUCUGGCAGCCUCCUAACCCCACACUGAACCCAGAGGCUGGACACACGCUCCUGACACUGUGUCUCUCUUGCCACCGCCUCUGCCCAAAUUCUGAGAGGGGACAGAGGAGCACCUCCAGGGCUCUCAUGAACGCCAGCUGGUGCCAUCAGGGAUGUUCUCUGGGUGCCAGGCUCCCCUCUAGGUGAAGGAUGCAUGUGUCAAAAUGUUGUGGGCGUGAGUUUGCAAGAGGCCCCCAGGGCAGGAGCAGCCUGGGUUGGUGGCAGCAGGAACCCCUGCCGGGAGGGCCCUGGGCGAGCCAGCAGGAGCUUUCUGGGCACAGCUGGUGUCAGGGAGGUGGCAGGCCCCAGCAGGGACCCUGGAACGUCAGGAGAAGAACAGGCUAGAAGCUGAGUGGCCCUGGAGCUGAUGGGGAGCGGUGGGGUGGGAGGCAAGUGGUGGGCUCCCUGGCUUGGAGGGUGUGUGGUCCCAAGCACACCGUAACUGUCUGCAGGAAAAGUUGCGAUUUGGAAACGGGUUCUCUUUGGGUCCCCAUGGUUGCUAGCUGUCUGCCGAUGGGCAGUGGGCCAUCCCACCUCCCUCCAGGAGUACCAGGUCCAGGGCGCCUCUGAGCACACCUGGGGUGGGGCCAUAGGGGGCUGGGGGCUCCAUGGGGUCUUGGGCCUGGCUGCUGCCCGCCUGGAGCCAAGCCCCGUGCACGGGAGGCCACUGUGGGGCCCAAAACCCGCUGGGCUCACUCACCUCCCAGGCUCUCCCUGGAGCUGCUGACCGUUUGCACGGUCUCGGGCAAGGUGGCCCAUAGCUGCUCACCUUUCCAGGAGCAAGAUUUGCACAGCCCCCUUGCCUGGGGUGGGGCGUGGGGGAAAGCAGCCAUGGGGGGGGUGCAGGUCCCACCACACGCACCCCACCCCUGGCAGCGGCAGCCCGGAGGCUGGUACCCCUGCACCGUGAGUAGCCCCCGCACCAGCAGCAGGUUGGGGCCACCUGCUGUGCCCCCACUCACCAAACAAAUGUUGCUGCUGAAGCCUUGGUGGUUGGGGGGUCAGGGCGUGGUCCCCGCUUCGGGAUGUCCCGCACGUGGUGGAGGUGCCACCCCCUGGGGUACCCCGGACCUCCCAGGGUACUUUUGCUGUGAUGGAAAAUGGCACUGAGGACAAAGUCCUGCUGAAUUUAAGUUAUUAAUCUGUCUCCUGACGGUACUUGAUGUGGUGGUGUGUGGGCUGCCUGACUUGGAGUGAUGUGGCCGCAGGUCUCCGACGGGGGCAGCUCUGUGGUGUGUCGGAGGGGCAGCCUCUCGGUGACGUGUCAGAGGGGCAGCCUGUGGCCCUUCAGGCUGGGGACCGGCUGCGGGCAGAGAGCCGGGCAAGGCUGCAGCCCCCGCCACGACCGUCCCAGCCACCUCCGGAAGGCCCUUUGGGAUUUUGCACUUGGUGUGAUGUGCUCCGUGACCUGGGUUUCCCCACACACACGUGUGUGUGUGUGUGUGUGUGUGUGUGUGUGUGCAGCCAUGGCAGGGCCCGGCGCCCCGCAGCCACCUGCCUGCCCAAGCAGGGGGUGCCAUCGGCCCCGGUUUCCCCCGGUCUUCUGUGGGGAAGACGCCUACUUUCCCGGGGGCGGAAGCGGACAGCCUGCCCCAGGUGAGCAACGCUGGAUCCGCUGCCUUCUGCUAACAGCUACUGUGAAGUUAGUGCCGAGAGAAGUGGUCUGUUUUUAGUUUUAGAAUCGGUGUGGUGCAGGCGAUGUACGUGCAUGUGUGUUUAUGCCCCGCGGGUGUGGGCUGGCGUGCUGGAGGGGUGCCCAGCCGUGCCCGGGGUACCUGCAGCAGGAGCUGCUUCCGGGCCAGCCCGGCCCCUGCCCAGCUGACCCCUCGUGGGGGACCCGCAGGCCACGAGUUGGGGUUUGCCUUGAGCGGAGCUUUGGCCUGAGGCCGUCUUCUUGUGUCUACGUCAUCUACAGUGACAACGCACAGAAUAAAAACAC